AUGUGUUUCACAUUUCUGCCUGGUUGUUUUGGUGCAAUCAAUACCUCCCCAAGAUACAUUGAUUUAGAUGGCGAUUAUAACACAGUCAUGCACACGGCGUGCUGCCUUCGGGUUGCAUGCAAAGUGAGCACAAAUCACCGAGUCCUCCGCUCCUGUAAACCGGGGGUUUCUGUUCCCCACAAACUUCAGGAUGAAGGCAAAGGGCGAUGUCCUCAACCCACCAAAGAGAAACCGGCCUCGGGGUGUGGAGUGAUCAAUGGCCAAAGAGCUGACAAAACUGUCAUCAGGCAGUCGGAUCGACUGGGGAUCCGUGAAGAAAUAAUGGUUGGAAGAAAGGUGGAUCGAGAAAUUAUUGCACGAAGGAAUAGCUGGAGAGACCGGAUGAUGAUAAAGUUAAACUUCUGUUUCUUCUUCUGUCGCGGAUGGUGGGCGUUUCUGUUGAUUCAGCUCCACAUGUUGCAAGCACUGGCACAAGAUGACGUUGCACCAUACUUCAAGACUGAGCCUGGUUUGCCCCAGAUCCAUCUAGAGGGGAACCGUCUUGUACUCACGUGCCUUGCGGAAGGCAGCUGGCCCUUGGAAUUUAAGUGGUUACACAAUGACACUGAAAUCACUUCCUACUCCACUGAAUAUAAAUACAUUAUCCCAACCUUGCAGAGGUCUCAUGCUGGGUUUUAUCAAUGUGUGGUGCGGAACAGGAUGGGGGCGCUCUUACAAAGGAAAUCUGAAGUUCAAGUGGCAUAUAUGGGAAAUUUCAUGGACACAGACCAGAGAAAAACAGCGUCACAAGGACAAGCUGCAGUUCUAGAAUUCCUGUACAUCAUCAGCUAUCCCAGACCACAAGUGACUUGGUUUAGAGAUGGCCACAAGAUUAUUCCAAGCAGUAGAAUAGCGAUAACACUGGAGAAUCAGUUGGUGAUCCUUGCAGCAGAAGCAACAGAUGCUGGAGGUUACUAUGUCCAAGCCGUCAAUGAAAAAAAUGGAGAGAACAAGACGAGUCCAUUUCUUUAUCUGAGUGUAGCGAAUGCCAACAAUGUGUCUGACACCACAGCUCCUAUCAUUGUAGUCCCUCCGCGCAACACCAGUGUGGUAGCAGGGAGCAGUGAAAUCACACUGGAAUGUGUGGCCAAUGCAAGACCUGUUGAGAAACUGAGCAUGACCUGGAAGAGAAAUGGAAUAAAAAUAAGCAGUGGGGUUAACAGUUUUGGGAGACGUCUUACUAUCACCAACCCAACCACUGCUGACAUUGGGAUGUACUUUUGUGAGGCAGAGUUGAAAGACAGCACUGUUGAGCCGGCAAGAGCAAAGGCCUUCCUCUCUAUAAUGGAGCCACCCUAUUUCACUGCUGAGCCUGAGAGUCGAAUUUUGGCCGAUGUGGAGAAAACAGUGGACCUCUUAUGUCAGGCAAUGGGAGUUCCCGUUCCCACUCUAGCCUGGUAUAAGGACUCUGUUCCUAUCAACAAGCUACAGAAUCCUCGUUACAAAGUGCUAACGAAUGGGGGGCUGCAGAUCCAGGGACUGCAUCCUGAUGACUCCGGAAUCUUUCAGUGUUUUGCCAAUAAUAAAGCUGGAGAAAUACAGACCCACACCUACCUGGAUGUAACCAAUAUUACACCAACAUUUACCCGACCUCCAAUGGACAUUACUGUUACAGAAGGGAUGACUGCAGUAUUAAGCUGUGAGGUUACUGGGGCUCCAAAACCUGCCAUCACAUGGAAAAGAGGGAACCAGAUCUUAGCCAGUGGCUCUGUUCAGAUUCCCAGGUUCAUUCUUCUUGAAUCUGGUGGGCUCCAGAUUACUCCCGUCUUCCUCCAGGAUGCUGGCAAUUAUACCUGCUAUGCAGUCAACUCUGAAGGAGCCCUGAACGCUUUCGCUAUCCUGACUGUCUGGAAUCGCACUUUUAUUGUUCACCCUCCUGAAGACAGCACUGUUAUUAAGGGAACCACAGCCACUCUACAAUGUGAAGCAACUCAUGACCCUAGAAUUUCAAUCAGGUAUGUUUGGAAGAAGGACAGCAUUGUAAUAAACCCAUCUAGCAGUUCCAGAGUUACAGUAGAGAAAGGUGGUACCCUCCUUAUUAGCCAGACCUGGUCAGGUGACAUUGGAGACUACACCUGUGAGGUUAUUUCUUUCGGAGGAAAUGAUUCGAGAAAGGCUCGACUAGAAGUGAUAGAGCUGCCUCACUCCCCUCAGAAUCUUCUGGCCAUCCUAAAUUCUUCAUACAGCCGCAGCGUGAUGCUUUCCUGGGUGCGUCCCUUUGAUGGAAACAGCCCUGUUCUCUACUAUAUAGUAGAGUUGUCUGAGAACAACUCUCCCUGGAAAGUGCAUCUAUCAAAUGUUAACCCUAAGAUGACCAGUAUCACUGUGAGUGGAUUAACUCCAGCCCGUACCUACCAAUUUAGGGUGUGUGCUGUUAACCAGGUGGGCAAGGGCCAGUAUAGCACUGAGACCAGCAGAUUGAUGUUACCUGAAGAACCUCCCAGCGCUCCUCCUAAAAACAUAGUAGCGAGUGGACGUACCAAUCAGUCUAUCAUGGUUCAGUGGCAGCCUCCGCCUGAAAGUGAACAUAAUGGGGUUCUCCAUGGGUACAUCCUAAGGUAUCGCCUGGCAGGCCUCCCUGGGGAGUAUCACUAUAAGAACAUCACCAGUGCAGAGAUUAACUACUGUUUGGUGAAAGACCUGAUCAUCUGGACUCAGUAUGAAAUCCAGGUGGCAUCUUAUAAUGGAGCCGGGCUGGGAGCAUUCAGCAGAGCAGUGACAGAGUACACUUUACAGGGAGUGCCUACAGCUCCACCACAAAAUGUGCAAACUGAAGCUGUGAACUCCACGACCAUCCAGUUCCUAUGGAAUCCUCCACCACAGCAAUUUAUCAAUGGUAUCAAUCAGGGAUACAAGCUCCUGGCAUGGCCAGUGGCUGCACCGGAGUCUGUGACUGUGGUCACCAUUGCUCCUGAUUUUCAUGGAGUUCACAGUGGCUGCAUUACCAACUUGAAGAAAUUCACUGCUUAUUACACAUCAGUUCUAUGUUUCACCACACCAGGGGAUGGACCACAAAGCCCACCAGAGCUGCUGUGCACUCAUGAAGAUAAGCCAGGAGCUGUGGGACACCUGAGUUUCACUGAGAUUCUGGACACGUCUCUCAAGGUCAGCUGGCAGGAACCUGUAGAGAAAAAUGGCAUAAUUACAGGCUACCAGAUCUCCUGGGAGGUGUACAGCAGGAAUGAAUCUCGUCUGGCUCGCACUCUAGCCAACACAACCCUUGAAUACAAAAUCACUGGGCUGUCGUCUCUCACCACCUACACUAUUGAGGUGGCAGCUAUGACUGCAAAAGGCACUGGGUUGGUCACCUCCUCUACCAUUUCCUCUGGAGUGCCCCCAGAACUCCCCGGUGCCCCAUCUAAUCUGGUUAUUUCUAACAUCAGUCCUCGCUCUGCCACGCUUCAGUUCCGGCCCGGGUAUGAUGGGAAAACCUCCAUCUCCAAGUGGAUAGUAGAGGGGCAGGUUGGUGUUCUAGGAGAGGAGGAGGAGUGGGUGAGUCUAUAUGAGGUGGAGAAUGAACCUGAUGCCCAGAUGCUGGAGAUACCAAACCUCAUUCCAUACACUCAUUACAGAUUCCGGAUGAGACAGGUGAAUAUUGUCGGCCAAAGCCCACUCAGCCAACCAUCUCGUGUCAUCCAGACACUGCAGGCACCACCAGAUGUUGCACCAGGGAGCGUUACCGUGCGCACUGCCAGUGAAACUAGCUUGUGGAUCCGAUGGAUGCCUCUCCUGGAUGCUCAAUAUAAUGGCAACCCAGAGUCGGUGGGUUACAGGAUAAAAUUGUGGCGUGUGGAUCUGCAGUCUCCAGUGCUCAUGAAGGUUAUCAGUGACCGGCUGGAGAGGGAAUAUACUGUUGAGGAUCUGGAGGAGUGGGUAGAAUAUGAACUGCAGAUUCAGGCCUUCAAUGCCAUCGGGACAGGACCAUGGAGUGAAGUGGUGAGAAGUUGCACACGGGAGUCUGUUCCUUCUGCUCCCCCUGAGAAUGUGUCAGCUGAAGCAGUAAGCUCCACUCAGAUCCUACUGACAUGGACAUCAGUACCUGAACCAGAGCAAAAUGGACUUAUCCUGGGCUACAAGAUUCUGUUUAAAGCAAAAGAUUUGGACUCUGAACCAAAGACCCAAAUAGUGAGAGGUAACCACACCCAGAGUGUCCUGCUGGCCAGCUUGAGGAAAUAUGUUCUUUAUGAGAUUCAGGUGCUGGCGUUCACACGUAUUGGAGAUGGGGUCCCUAACUUCCCUCCAGUCAUAGAGAGAACCAAGGAUGAUGCCCCAGGACCUCCUGUGAGGUUGGUGUUCCCUGAAGUGAGACUGACAUCAGUACGAAUUGUGUGGCAACCACCAGAGGAACCCAAUGGAAUUAUUCUGGGAUAUCAAAUUGCAUACCGCCUGGCAACCAGCAGCCCUAACAAGUUCACCACAGUGGAAGUUGGCUCAACAGUCAGACAGUUCACAGCUACCGAUCUCAGCCCUGAGUCUGCAUACAUCUUCCGGACAUCUGCCAAGACCAGACAGGGCUGGGGAGAGCCUUUGGAAGCCACAGUAAUCACUACAGAAAAGAGGGAGCGGCCAGCGCCUCCCAGAGAGCUGAGGAUACCCCAGUCUGAGGUGUCAUCACAGAGCCUGCAGUUACAAUGGGUUCCUGGUAGUGAUGGAUCUUCACCAAUACGGUACUUCACUGUGCAAGUGCGGGAGCUACCAAAUGAAGAAUGGAAAACCUAUUCCUCUUCCAUCAGUCAUGAGGCAACGUCCUGUGUUAUUGAGAGGCUGAACCCAUUUACCUCUUAUAAGCUGCGUCUGAAAGCAACCAAUGAUAUUGGAGAUAGUGACUUCAGUGCUGAGACAGAAGCAGUCACUACUCUGCAGGAUGUUCCAGGUGAACCUCCACAUUCUGUGUCAGUAACUCCCCACACUACCUCCUCUGUCCUCGUUCAGUGGCAGCCACCAAAGGUUGAGAGUCUGAAUGGCUUGCUGUUGGGGUAUCGGAUUUAUUACCGGGAGCUGGAGUAUGAAACUGGGCCUGGAACAGAGUCCAAGACUAUUAAAAUCCCUUCAGCUUUACGAGCUGAACUUACACCCCAAAGCAGCUUCCAGACAGUGAAUAGCCCCUCUGCAUUAACGACGUAUGAAUUAACACAGCUGAAGAAAUACAAGAGAUAUGAAGUUGUAAUAACAGCAUAUAACAUCAUUGGGGAGAGCCCUACCAGCACACCUGUGGAAGUGUUUGUUGGUGAAGCAGCACCAGCAAUGGCCCCACAGAACAUCCAAGUAAACGUCCUUACUGCGAGCCAGCUAGAGAUCACCUGGGACCCACCUCCUGUCGACAGCCAAAAUGGGAACAUACAAGGCUACAAGAUUUAUUACUGGGAGAUGGACAUCCAGAAUGACACUGAGAAAGUGAAGGUCCUUUUCCUCCCAGAGACAACAGUUCGGCUGAAAAAUCUGACCAGCCACACCAAAUACAUGGUCUGCAUAUCUGCCUUCAAUGCCGCAGGGGAUGGACCAAGAAGCAGCCCCAGGCAGGGCAGGACACACCAGGCUGCUCCCAGCGCUCCUAGCUUCCUGGCAUUCUCAGAAAUCACUUGCACUACACUCAAUGUGUCUUGGGGAGAGCCGACGGCAGCCAAUGGAAUCCUGCAGGGUUAUCGAGUGGUGUAUGAGCCCUUGGCACCAGUCCAGGGGGUGAGUAAGGUGGUGACUGUGGACAUAAAAGGAAAUUGGCAGCGCUGGUUAAAGGUCCGAGAUCUCACCAAGGGGGUGACCUACCUAUUCAGAGUGCAAGCCAGAACCAUCACCUAUGGACCGGAGCUACAAGCCAACAUCACAGCUGGGCCAGCAGAGGGGUCUCCUGGCUCCCCUCAAGAAAUUCUGGCUACAAAAUCUGCUUCUGGGCUAACUCUGCAGUGGACUGAGGGAGAUUCAGGGGACAAACCCACAACUGGCUACAUCAUAGAGGCACGGCCAUCAGAUGAAGGACUGUGGGAUACAUUUGUGAAGGACAUCCCCCGCAGUGCUACCUCCUACACAGUCGGCCUGGACAAGCUAAAACAGGGGGUGAGCUAUGAAUUUCGAGUGGUUGCAGUAAAUGAGUUUGGCUAUGGAGAACCAAGCAUCCCAUCUGCAGCAGUAUCAGCCCAAAUGGAAACCCCUUUCUACGAAGAGUGGUGGUUCCUGCUAGUGAUGGCUCUGUCUUGUCUCAUCCUCAUCCUGUUAGUGGUGUUUGCGUUGGUCCUGCAUGGCCAGAGCAAGAAAUACAAGAACUGCAGCACAGGUAAAAACAUCUCGAAUGUGGAAGAGUCGGUCACACUGGAUAACGGAGGCUUCACAGCCCUGGAGCUCAACAGCCGACAUCUCAACGUAAAGAGCACUUUUUCCAAGAAGAAUGGGACGAGGUCCCCUCCUCGCCCAAGCCCUGGUGGGCUGCACUACUCAGAUGAGGAUAUCUGCAACAAGUACAAUGGAGCAGUGCUGACUGAGAGUGUGGCCCUGAAUGAGAAGCCUUUGGAAGUGUCAGAAUCAGAGGCCACUGACUCGGAUUACGAAGAUGAGUUGCCAAAGCACUCUUUUGUGAACCAUUAUAUGAGUGACGCCACAUACUACAAUUCUUGGAAGCGUCAGCAGAAGGGUGUGAAGCACCCAACGCCCUACAGAUAUGAAGAGUGCGCGGCGAGUGAGACAGAACCCUAUUUCCAGACUGUCAUCACAACGCAGAGCACAGGUGGGGUGUACACCCCAACAGGACAGCCUGCUUCCGGCUCACGGACUCCAGUGACAGGGUUCUCCUCCUUUGUCUGA
Messenger RNA from Emys orbicularis (European pond turtle), 6831 nucleotides. It is a transcript of the gene SDK1, whose product is annotated as sidekick cell adhesion molecule 1. The record is from RefSeq and is a predicted model, not a curated record. The transcript has 45 exons. The coding region runs from base 1 to 6831 and encodes 2276 amino acids. Gene Ontology annotation, molecular function: protein binding. NCBI's taxonomy places the organism in Eukaryota, Metazoa, Chordata, Testudines, Emydidae. Gene Ontology annotation, biological process: cell-cell adhesion.